CUUCUGGAAUAUGACACCAUACAGUCUGGUACAAAUUAAGUGACAUUUCAGAGGAAUGUAGUGCCUCUGUCUUCAGAGAUGAAGAGAAAGCCAUGCAAGUAACAAGAAAAAAAGUAUCAAGCUGAAGUUAUUGAGCUUAUUUCUUGCUUUGCUUAUUCUGCAACUCUGAAGGUCUUACAAAUCAUCUGUGAAUUUCUACCACAGCAUCACAUCCAAAAGAUAGUCUGUUUCAUUUUCACUGUUAUGAGAACCUCAAGUCCAGCAUGUAUCAAGAUCACUUCUGUAAGUCUCUUUAAUGUCAGAUAUUCUUUGUAUCUGUAUACAUCUUUUGUUUCAGGUGAAAAUCUAAACACAAAUGUGCAAAAGAAUGGGUAUGAGAUUUACAUCUCGUUUGAAGCUAAAAUAUGUGACAGUGACUAUUUUAGUAAUUAUAACUUUGCAAUUUUUUGGAGUGUUUACCCACAUAUUUGAGUUAGACUUCUACACAAACUUCAGUUACCCGCUGGAAGGUGACAUCCAGAAGUAUGUCUUGCAGCUUCGGAACAUGGAAAUACCUGAUGUAGUUCCCAUCAAUGUGUAUAACUACACCUUCAUCUCAAGCUGCAAUAAGAAAUGCAGAGAGACUGAUUAUGCAGGAAAACUAAGGCUACUUUAUAUUGUAAAAUCUGCAGUACACCAUUUUGAUAGACGAUUAGCAAUAAGAAACUCUUGGGGUUUUGAAAAGAGAUUUUCUGAUGUUCCUAUACGAACUGUGUUCCUUCUUGGUAUCAACCCAGGGAAUGGGCAUUUGCAGACAGAGGUAGAAAAGGAACAACAAAAAUAUGGUGACAUUGUUCAGGCAGAUUUUAUAGAUUCAUAUUUCAACAACACAAUAAAAACUAUGAUGGGCUUUAAAUGGGCUGUAACCUUCUGCCCAAAUUCUAAGUUCUACAUGUUUAGUGAUGAUGACAUGUACAUAUCAACUAAAAAUGUCCUUCGGUUCAUUCGAAACCCAACGCAGUACCCAGAAUAUUUGGAAACACCAGUUGUAAAUCUUAAAGAAGUCAAAAGAGUACAACGAUCGUUUUCAGAUAGGGAAAUAUCUUCUAUGAGAAAAGAAGAGAGAUCGUUUGAGCUUGAAAAUGUUGCAGUUCAAAGUGGUGGUCAGAAGUUGCACCAAUUCCUAGACUUCGAGUUGCCGGAUGAUGUACGAUUUUUCUCUGGGUAUGUGUUCAUGUCAGCACCACACCGUCACAGAAGCAGUAAGUGGCAUGUGACGCUGGUAGAAUAUCCAUACAACAUGUGGCCACCCUAUGUCACAGCUGGUGCAUAUGUCCUGUCGAGAGAAGCUUUGUUUGACAUGUACUACACAAGUUUAUAUACAAAACAUUUUCGCUUUGAUGACAUCUACAUUGGUUUAGUUGCUAUGAAAGCUAAAAUUGAACCAUAUCAUUGUACACAGUUUCAUUACUAUAAGAAGGAAUACAAUAUCUUCAGUUAUCGGCAUGUAGUAGCAUCACAUGGUUAUGGUGAUCCAAGUGAACUACUUAAAGUAUGGAAUAAACAGAGGAGUGCUGGAAAUGCCUGAAUAAAUUUAGUGUUUCUUAAUGCAUUCAGUUUUGGUAGGUUCUGAUACAGACACAAUUCUAAAGUAUAUGACUUACACUACCAUAGUCAAUAAGUUUGUGGACUGGCUGAAAAGCGUCGUCAUAGUUCACUACAGUGAAUAGGUUGAGGCACAAUAUGAUGACCUGUCCAUUCAUCUCUCG
Molecule: messenger RNA, 1748 nt
Organism: Cryptotermes secundus
Lineage: Eukaryota; Metazoa; Arthropoda; Insecta; Blattodea; Kalotermitidae
Product: beta-1,3-galactosyltransferase brn
Exons: 1
Coding region: 356-1567 (403 amino acids)
Cellular component (GO): membrane
Molecular function (GO): UDP-glycosyltransferase activity; hexosyltransferase activity
Source: RefSeq, a predicted model, not a curated record